AUGGGUUUGAACAUCACAUUUCAUGGGUUCAGACUCAUGCCAUCGAGAAUUCGCUAUGAAUAUUCACAAAGCUGGAAUGCUGCGCUUUACGAUGUUAAACUUGUGCAGAGGGGAAGCAGCAGUCGACAAGAAGCGAGCAGAGAAAAAGAUCUGGAUAAGCCUGUGCUCACGGUGCACCAGACGGUGGGUGAUGUACGAGGGAACUACUAUCAGGAGAAAACAGUGUUUUUACGCUGUACGGUAAACUCCAACCCUCCCGCUCGCUUUAUCUGGAAACGAGGAAAUAAACCAAUCGAACAGAGCAAAGACAACGGCGUGGACAUCUACGAGCCUCUGUAUACACAGGGUGAGACAAAGGUGCUGAAACUGAAAAACCUCCGUCCACAGGACUUUGCUAAUUACACCUGUCAGGUGUCCGUCCGGAACGUUUGUGAUAUUCCAGACAGCUCUGUCACCUUUCGCCUUACCAACACCACCACCCCCCCUGCUCUAAAGCUGUCUGUGAAUGAGACGUAUGUGGUGGACCCAGGCCAAGACGUCACGCUGUCGUGUGAGGUAACAGCGGGCUUCCCCACACCUAGGGUCACCUGGUCGCGGUACCCUGGGUCCCUCCCUCAGCGCUCCGUGAUCCAAGGCGGGUCCCUCACUCUCCGGUCCGUCACUCCCACUGAUGCCGGCGUCUACAACUGCACAGCCGUCAACAAUGUGGGAAACCCUGCGAGAAGAACCGCCAACCUCAUUGUGAGAACCAUGAAGAACUUAACAUUCCAGAUCACGCCGGAUUCCAACAAAGACAGUGAGAGCAUACAGAUGGGUCGAGACCUCAAACUUUCCUGCCACGUUGACGCCCAGCCUCAGGACAAGGUGAACUACACCUGGUACAAGAAUGGAGCGCUCAUCUACCCCACCGACAGCCUCAUCGUGCUGCGCAGUGACCCAGACAUGCCACCCGCUACCAGCAGUCUGGAAAUCGUGGACAUGAAGUUCAGAGAUCAGGCCACCUACAGCUGCGUAGCGAACUUCCCUGGGAGCAGCGUUCCUGAACUGCGAGUGGACGUGAACAUCACGCAGAGCAGCGUCGUUCCUCCUGUUCUGAGUGUGCCAGUCGGAGGGGGUGUGGUCAAUGUCAGUGAGGGCGGUACCGCAGAGCUUGUGUGUUUGGUCGAUGGAAAGCCCCGCCCACCUGUUCUGUGGUCUCGUGCAAACAAGGACCUGCCCAUGCCAUCGGGGGAUUGGGUGGUGGAAACACGUGAUGGACGUUUGCGUUUGACCAAUGUGACGCGGGACAUGAUGGGCGCAUACCGUUGCCAAACCGCUCCUUACAACGGCCUAAACAUCAAACGCCGACAGGGUCAGGUGCAGCUCAACGUGGAGUGUCUGAUUUAUGAGCCAGGUGGCUCUGCCUGUCUCUCUGGAGCUGAAGACAGGGGGAUGCUGUCUAACACCCCGUCCUGUCUCUCUGUGUCAGGAGAGACAGACAGCGUCUGCCUGAAAAUGAACCACGUUUCACUGAGAGGCAUCCAGAGGCUAGCAGCUCAGCCGUAUAAUGCAGAGUUUUACUACGACACUCCAAACCCCAUUCGCACCCUGAAGAACAAUUAUUCCUACAUCUUACAGUGGACACAGAAAGAGCCCGGCGCUGUGGACAAAACCAUCGGUUACUGGAUCAAUGUCCAACAGGCACAUCACCAGUGUAAGCUUCAUGCCUACACUUACCCAAGACCUUCAGAUCACGUGUGUGGGUUUGAGGACAUUAGGAUAUGUGGGUUCACUCAAGACCGCAGAGAUGUGUUUGACUGGACCAGACAGAACCAUCUCACACAGAACCCCAAACGGUCGGUUAAUACAGGGCCGGAUACGGACAGGAGUGGGACAAAAGAAGGUUACUACAUGUACAUUGAGACGUCGCGGCCGCGCCAGGAUGGGGAUAGAGCUCGUCUCCUCUCUCCAUUGUAUAAUGUUACGGCAGCCCGAGGACCAACGGGGACCACCAGAACCCCCUACUGUGUCUCCUUCUACUACCACAUGAACGGAAAACAUAUGGGUACACUCAAUGUUCUCACGAGGGUGAAGAGCAUCGCCACUGUGGAUUCUGCAGUCUGGUCUCUCUCCGGACACCAGGGGCCCGAAUGGAGGAAGGCGGAUGCUGAGAUCUAUCCGAGCGGACCCUUCCAGGUGGUGUUCGAAGGUAUCCGUGGAAACGGCUUUGAGGGAGACAUCGCUAUCGAUGAUGUUUCUGUUACCAAGGGGAAAUGCAAACAAAAGGAUAGCGUGGACAAAACAGCAGUUCUGUCUGGGACACACCAGAGUCUUCACCUUCUUCCUGUGAUCGUCCAGCUGCUCUGCACCAUCUUUCUGACAUUCCUCCUCAGAUGAUACAGAUACCCCUCAGCACACACACCGCCAGUGUAGGACGCCCCCACGGCAGCAAUAAGAACUGCCCCAAAACAUGACCACCCUUCCUGCUACUGCCUCCAUUUCCUCCUGUUUCUCAUUCCCUUUGUCCCGGCUGCACACCUCCUCUUACCAUUCGAGUCUACUGUUUCUUUGGUUUCUUGUCAUCUUUGUGGUCACUUGUUGAGCUUAUAUCUGCUAAGUGGCACCUUUUAUGUUUUAUGUAAGCAUAAUUUAUGUUAAUUUUGUUCAUUUCUGUCCAUAUGUCUUGACAUCUUCAUCUCAGUCACCCGUGUAUGUAUCUGACACACCAAAGUGUCAAUUAUAACCAAAGAUGACGGAGGGCUUACAGGAUGAACAGACGGCUGAAAGAGCAACAAGGACGUCCUUUCCCCAAAUGAACUACUCUUUCCACAGACUCAAGUGCAUGGAGAUGUGAUUUUCUUAAGACACUCAGAUUGCAAGGAAUAACGAGAGCCGGAACGGAUGAGUGAAACAGGUGGUCACGAAGUUACUGAUGACCUGAGUGGACCUGUACAUGCACGUGUACAUGAUAUAUUGGAAAGUAUCAAGCUGCAGAAAGGACAAACGGACUCCGACUGCAACUUCUAGGACUAUGACAAUGUGAAACUAAAGAAGCACAAAUUGAUAUAUAUAUAUUUUUUUUGUAGUUAUUUUGGUUCCUUUACUUGGUAUCCCGUCAGUCUGGGUUUGCUGUACUCUUCUUGACCUUUGGCUUUCUUUACCAGAAACCGUGUGUCACUGCUGAAAACGACACAAUGUGAACUUUGGACCAGAAGAGCAUCAGUUACCUCACCCUCAAUCUACAAGAACCAUAACGCACCUGGACAACUUAUGAGAAUGAUCACUUUUAGCUUCAAUAAAACUGCCGGGAGAGUGUUGACUCACUGGGUCAGUCGUUCUCGUUCAGCAAUAGGACCGUACAUCUGACUGCAAUGAAUAUUAUUUGGACACAUAGACUCCAACAGAUGGACGCCUCUGGACAGACAAACUCCACUCUUGGCUUUGAUGAUCAAGAAUGUCAUUUUGCAUAGUGUUAGAGAGAAUCGCAUGUGCGUGCAAGCUCUUCAAGGGGUGCCAUUGACAAACUUCAGACGUAUUUUAUUUUGGAAGUUUUGAG
Molecule: messenger RNA, 3535 nt
Organism: Sinocyclocheilus rhinocerous
Lineage: Eukaryota; Metazoa; Chordata; Actinopteri; Cypriniformes; Cyprinidae
Product: MAM domain-containing glycosylphosphatidylinositol anchor protein 1-like
Exons: 15
Coding region: 1-2376 (791 amino acids)
Biological process (GO): synapse organization; homophilic cell-cell adhesion
Cellular component (GO): neuronal cell body; axon; plasma membrane
Molecular function (GO): axon guidance receptor activity
Source: RefSeq, a predicted model, not a curated record